GUGUAGAGAGAGGGCCACGCAGCGGAGAGAAAGAAACAAAGAAAAGAAACCCAAAACUCUUUCAAAACCAAAACCAAAAGUUGAACAACACAACCAAACCCAUUUGAUCCUCUCUUCGAUCUCGCAUACCCUUUUCGUUUUCUCGAUAUCUCCACAAAGAGAAAGAUAGUGAGAGAAAGAGAGGAUCUUUUUGAGUGAAUUUGCGUGUGUUGUUGUUAUUGUCUGGUCACCGAUGGCAGCACCACCUGCGAGGGCACGUGCCGAUUACGAUUACCUCAUCAAGCUUCUUCUUAUUGGCGACAGCGGCUAGGUGUUUGACUAAAUGCUUCAGUUCUUUGUGCUCCAAUUCAGGCUGGAUAGAGAAAUCAGAACUAAAUCGAGCUUCAAUAGGCUGGAAGCUGGAAACGAGAAACUGAAUUGGCUAGGUCACCAUUUGUCUGAUUGAAGUGAAGUGCAUCUGUUGAUAUGAGUUUAGAAUUUGCAAACAUACAUUGAAAGAUGAUGGAUGCAGUACUAUGGCUUGGAAUUUCUUUAGCUUAUCUCCCCUUACUACAAAAUACAGAAAGCUUACAACUUCUGAAAUACCCACAUGCUUGGCGCUCAAGGGUGUCAAAUAUAUUUGUUCUUCAUCAGCUAUUUAUCUUGAACAUUCUAUUAACCGUGAUUGUUGUGUCAAUUCAGACUCUUAUUAUGCCUCUCUUAUUGAUAAUUCUACGCACAAGAGACACCUUGAUCAGAUACAUAGCCGGUUACUUGUCUUGGGGCUGCAACAUAAUGGGUUUCUCAUGACAAAACUUGUUAAUGGGAGUUCGAAUCUUGCGCAAAUUUUUUAUGCUCGCAAGCUGUUUGAUGGAUUUUACUUCCCUGAUGUUUUUAUGUGGAAUGCUAUCAUUAGGAGUUAUUCGAGGAACAAUAUGUUCCGGGACACCAUUGAUAUGUAUAGGUGGAUGAGAUGGACUGGAGUCCAUCCGGAUGGAUUCACUUUUCCUUAUGUACUUAAAGCUUGUACUGAGUUAUUGGAUUUUGGUUUGAGUUGCCUAAUUCAUGGGCAGAUAAUCAGAUAUGGAUUUGGGUCGGAUGCGUUUGUGCAGAAUGGCCUUGUGGCACUGUAUGCUAAAUGUGGUCGCGUUAGUGUGGCGAAAGUGGUGUUUGAUGGGUUAUACCAUAGGACGAUUGUUUCAUGGACUUCCAUCAUUUCUGGAUAUGCGCAGAACGGGGAAUCUAUGGAAGCAUUGCGAAUGUUCAGUCAGAUGAGAAAUGCUGAUGUGAAACCAGAUUGGAUUGCUCUGGUAAGCAUUUUGAGGGCUUAUACCGAUGUAGAUGAUUUGGAGCAAGGGAGAUCUCUUCAUGGUUGUAUCAUCAAGAUGGGUCUCGAAGAUGAGUCUGAUUUGCUUAUCUCGCUUACAGCUUUAUAUGCUAAAUGUGGGAUGGUGAUGGUUGCAAGAUCUUUCUUUGAUCAAAUGAAGACACCAAAUGUGAUCAUGUGGAAUGCAAUGAUAUCUGGCUAUGCAAAGAAUGGCCAUGCUGAGGAAGCGGUACAUCUAUUUCAUGACAUGAUCUCAAGAAAUAUUAAACCAGAUUCUGUCACUGUGAGAUCUGCAGUCUUAGCUAGUGCACAUCUUGGUUCCCUCAAAUUAGCACAGUGGAUGGAUGAUUAUGUGAGCAACAGUAACUUUGGAAGUUGUAUUUUUGUCAAUACCGCCCUCAUUGAUAUGUAUGCAAAAUGUGGAAGUGUAGAAUUUGCACGCAUGGUAUUUGAUCGUAAUUCAGAUAAGGAUGUUGUUAUGUGGAGUGCCAUGAUUAUGGGAUAUGGCUUGCAUGGUCAAGGAUGGGAAGCCAUUAAUCUUUACGCUGCAAUGAAGCAAACAAGUGUAUUCCCAAACGAUGUUACCUUUGUUGGGCUUCUCAAUGCUUGCAAUCAUUCUGGCCUCGUAAAAGAGGGGUGGAAGCUAUUCCAUUCCAUGAAAGACUUUGAAAUUGAGCCUCGCAAUGAGCAUUAUUCUUGUGUUGUUGAUCUCUUGGGACGAGCAGGUUAUCUGGGUCAGGCUUGUGCAUUUAUAAUGAAAAUGCCCAUUGAACCUGGCGUAAGUGUAUGGGGAGCACUUCUGAGUGCAUGCAAGAUCCAUCGUUGUGUAACAUUGGGAGAAUAUGCUGCAAAGAAGCUAUUCUCAUUGGAUCCAUAUAAUACAGGGCAUUAUGUACAACUCUCUAAUCUAUAUGCUUCCUCCCGCUUAUGGGAUCGUGUUGCACAUAUUCGAGUUCUAAUGAGGGAGAGAGGACUGAAUAAGGACCUUGGUUAUAGUGUAAUUGAAAUAAAUGGGAAGUUGCAGGCAUUUCAUGUGGGUGACAACUCACACCCAAUGACUAAUGAAAUAUUCAAUGAGCUUCAGAUAUUAGAACGAAGGUUGAAGGAGAUCGGGUUUGUUCCACAUACAGAAUCGGUUUUGCAUGAUCUGAAUUACGAAGAGAAGGAAGAGAAUCUCAGUUUUCAUAGUGAGAGGAUAGCCGUUGCUUAUGGGCUUAUUAGUACUGCUCCUGGAACUACACUUAGAAUAACAAAGAAUCUUCGAGCUUGUGUGAACUGUCACUCUGCAAUAAAGCUUAUAUCAAAGCUUGUUGAAAGGGAAAUAAUUGUGAGGGAUGCAAAUCGGUUUCAUCAUUUUAAGGAUGGUUUGUGUUCAUGCCGUGACUAUUGGUAAGAAGAAUGGCUAAACCUCAAACUAGAAUCCGAGUUAGCUGGCAGUUCACUGUAGAAGUUUUGUUCUUGCUAGUUUUAUCACAUACCAACUGAUUUUGGAAUCUUGUGAGUACCUUUUCCUAAAUAUCAUCACAGACAACAUUAACAUUUUCAUAAUGAAUUACUGCUUUAGAAUGUAGUUGUCUCUUCUCAUAUAUAUGUACAAGAGCUGAUACUUCCUUACAUUUUUGUCUUUGAGACUGAAGGGCACGUUCACUUCAGCAUUUUCAAAGGAAUACGUUCGUUUUCAA
This is a messenger RNA of Vigna radiata var. radiata (mung bean), 2988 nucleotides long. RefSeq names its product pentatricopeptide repeat-containing protein At3g12770. The transcript is spliced from 2 exons. NCBI's taxonomy places the organism in Eukaryota, Viridiplantae, Streptophyta, Magnoliopsida, Fabales, Fabaceae. Gene Ontology annotation, biological process: RNA modification. Gene Ontology annotation, molecular function: RNA binding; protein binding; zinc ion binding. The record is from RefSeq and is a predicted model, not a curated record. Bases 516 to 2699 code for a protein of 727 amino acids.